CAAUCACUUCUAUGUCACCAUUCUUAUAUAUUAUUUAUUUUUGCUGCUUUUAUACAUUGUAUACAUAUAUUUUGGAGGUGUCAUUAAUUUUUUCCUGAGCCUAGUUCAUUUAUCACAGACAGACAGACAGACACACACGCACGCACGCACACUAUAUCAAAAAUCUGGUUCGUUUCGUCAUUUCAAGUUUUAGACGAAACCAAAACCGUCAGCAUGGCUUCUCUCGUCAAGCCAGUGUUUUUAUUGAGAUGUCAACAGUCAAUAUCUCGGUGUUCGAAGACGCUUAUUCAGUCACGAAAAUUACCAGCCGUAUGCUGCUCUACUUCCACUGAUGAUCCCAUUAAACUCAAUCAAAAUGAAUCUACCUUAUUGUCAAAAGAUCCACUACCUGUCUUUCUUAAUGAAAAAACACAAGCAAUAUUACAGAAAAUUACAGGUUUUGAGUUAGAGAAAAUCUUCAGAACAACGAAAAUGCCACUGAGAAAUCCUAAAUAUAAACUAAUGGUCCAAGAGGAACUUGAAAAGGAACAAGCAAAAGCAGUUGCACUGGGAAAAGCUCGGCUUCAAAUGCCUCCUGUAAUGAAAGCACAAAAAGAUUUGUCAGAUGUGGUGUUAUCCAAUGAUACUUGUCUUGAUAAACUGAACAAAAAAAAGCUGGUGUUUACUGAUAUUUCACUUGAUGUUUCUCACAAGAAAAGAUUUAUUGUGGUUCGAGAACCAGAUGGCAAACUCCGGCAUGCAUCAGUUGAUGAACGGGCAAGACUUAUACAGACAUAUUUUCCUUUUGAAGGGCGUAAGAUAUUGAGUCCCAAAAUGUUUCAAGGGGAACAAUUAGAGAAAUUACUUGAGAAAGGUUCCUUUCAGUACAUCUUGGAUAAAGCUUGUAUCCAGUUUGAACCAGACCAUCCUGACUACAUUCAGAUAACACAAAGGACAUAUGAAUUUAUUCGACAAGUUGGUGCUUUUGAUACACUGCGAUCUACACGUCACUUUGGUCCAAUGGUAUUCUACUAUAUAUGGUAUAACAAAGUUGACCGGUUGCUGAUGGACAUGAUUGAACGGAACCAAAUAUCUGAUGCUGCUGAUGUGGUCCGACUUUAUAAUUUAAUUCAUACUGAUUCACCUUGUGCUGAGACUAGCCAGGAUGUCGACAAUGAUCUUGACCUAUUAAAGAUCUUUUGUGUUACCAGUUCCACAGAGAAGCCUCGCCUAGAGUUGACUCUGCAAGUGCAUGAAGACAAACUAAAUGGUGAAGAAUAUCAAGAAUCCAGGGUGUCAUAAUGAUUUUAAAAACGAAAAAAUA
Octopus sinensis (East Asian common octopus) is the source of this 1303-nucleotide messenger RNA. Its product is annotated as 28S ribosomal protein S22, mitochondrial. Gene Ontology annotation, molecular function: structural constituent of ribosome. The record is from RefSeq and is a predicted model, not a curated record. The transcript is spliced from 8 exons. Bases 214 to 1281 code for a protein of 355 amino acids. Gene Ontology annotation, cellular component: mitochondrial small ribosomal subunit. Lineage: Eukaryota; Metazoa; Mollusca; Cephalopoda; Octopoda; Octopodidae.